UAAUCUAUGAUGACCACAACACAUGUUUUUGUUGGAUAUUUGUUAUACAUCAAAGAGAUUAAUAAUAAAAUCGAAUAAAUCAUUUAUUAUUUACAUAAUUAGUGGAAAUAAGGAAGAUGCAGGAAAAAAAUAAAGAGCGUGAAAGUCUCGGAGAAAAAAUUGCGGAAAUUUUAACUCCAGUACCCACAAUUUUUGAUCCUGAAGAUGACGUAAACGAAGAAACCGUUGCAAAGGUAGUAGAAAACGUUUUUGAAGAUGAAGAUAAAAAUGAAAAUAUCGGUGAAAAACUGGGCAAAAUUAGACAGAGUUUCAACUUUCUAGAAGAUGUUGAUAAACGUUACACAGGAACUAAAAGUAGUAGAAAGAACAUUGAAAAUGAAUCUAGUUUUAGUGGUUCAGAGGAUUUAAAUGAUGACAAUAAAGAAAUAAGUGAGGAAAGCUUUGAAGAACAAACUUCAAUUGAUGAAGACAGUGAAGAAGAAGACCAAGAUUCUGAAACUGAAGACAACAAAAGUGAAGUAUCUGAAGAUGAAAGUAAAAGUAACUUUAAGCAUAUUAAUGAUAUUAAUAUGAAAACUCAAGUUUCAAAAGGAACAAGUGUUUGUAAUCAAUUAAACAUCUGGGAAAGUUUAAUGGAGUUAAGAAUUCAAAUGCAAAAAUGUUUGAUAGCAUCAAACAAGAUGCCUCAGAAAGAUCAUUUUGAAGAAAUCAAACAGCAAAGUGGAUCUGACUUUGCAAAUAAAGUUUCAGAUACAAAAAAUACAAUAAUUAAAACAUUAGAUAAACUAUUACAAUUACAAAAAGUUUUAUUAAAGCAGUAUCCUGAAACUAAUAAUUUAGAUAAGAAGAAAAAACAAAUUGUACAAACUGAAGAUGGUGAUGAAGAAAUUCCUAGUGAUACUGAAGAUGAGCAUUUUGAAAACAGUGAUGAAGAACAAGAAGAAAGUCCUAGAAAAAAAAUGAAACUGGGUGAUUAUGAAAAAGAAAUCAGUAAAACACAUGAGUUAUAUAGGAACUAUCGAAAUGCCGUUAUACAAAAGUGGAAUGAGAAAACUAAAAUAGCUUCUGUAAAGCAUAUAGUUCCAGUUUAUUCAGUUGUUGACCAAAUUCAACACAUUUUGAUGGAUCGAGAGAAAUUAAUUAAGAGAAGUCAGCUGAAGAAAUCUAAAUAUGAAAUUUUGGGUUUUAAACCUAUGGAAAAAGAUAUAAUUCCAAAUUUAGAAGAAAGUAAUCAAUCACAAGUUGCAGAUGAAUAUAAUAAUAACAUUUUUGAUGACGAUGACUUUUAUUAUCACUUGUUAAGGGAGUUGAUUGAAUAUAAGUCUGCAGAUGUAAAUAAUCCUACACAAUUAGGACAGCGAUGGAUUCAUUUACAAAAUUUAAGAAGCAAAAUGAAAAGAAAAGUUGAUACAAGAGCUACAAAAGGAAGAAAAGUGAGAUACACUGUUCAUUCUAAAUUAGUCAAUUUUAUGGCCCCAAUAGAUGAAGAAUUGAUUACUGAUGAAGCUAAAAAUGAACUAUUUGGUUCAUUGUUUGGAAAAAAGCAAUUUUUUGGAAAAUAAAGCAUUUUAGAACA
Agrilus planipennis (emerald ash borer) is the source of this 1576-nucleotide messenger RNA. RefSeq names its product protein AATF-like. The transcript has 2 exons. Bases 117 to 1562 code for a protein of 481 amino acids. Gene Ontology annotation, biological process: regulation of transcription by RNA polymerase II. The record is from RefSeq and is a predicted model, not a curated record. Gene Ontology annotation, cellular component: nucleus; nucleolus. Lineage: Eukaryota; Metazoa; Arthropoda; Insecta; Coleoptera; Buprestidae.